Closterium sp. Yama58-4 is the source of this 3828-nucleotide messenger RNA. Lineage: Eukaryota; Viridiplantae; Streptophyta; Zygnematophyceae; Desmidiales; Closteriaceae. The record is from the annotation of a GenBank genome assembly.
AUGACCUCCAAGCGGUGGUACCCCACAGCCCAGCUCUUACCAGACGGGCGGAUAUUCAUAGUGGGAGGGGCGAAUGUGUUUGGCAAUGUGGCUAUCAACUCGGUUCAGAACAACAACCCCACCUUCGAGUUCUGGCCCAGGAGGGAGGGCGAAGGUGAGCGACUGAGAGAAGCCCAGCUCUUACCAGAUGGGCGCAUUUUCGUUGUGGGUGGUGCAAGUGCGUUUGGCAACGUGGCAAUCAACUCGGUUCAGAACAACAACCCCACCUUCGAGUUCUGGCCCAGGAGGGACAGAGAAGGCAACUGCAAGCUCCGUUUCUUGGAAGAAAUUUCUGCCCGUCAACCUCUACCCCUUUGUGCUCGUGCUUUCUCUAACCUCUCCUUUUUCCAACCCUACCAUUCCCCUGAUGUUCCUUUCUCCACGGUUCACCACCCUUCAGGAAACUACAAGCUUCGUUUUCUGGAGGAAACUCUGCCCUACAACCUCUACCCGUUUGUUCACCUGCUUCCUUCCGGGCAUCUGUUCAUAUUCGCGGGGCAACAAGCGAUUCUGCUCAACUACACCACCAACACGGUGUACCGUACCCUUCCUCCUCUCGAUGUCUCUCGCUUCGGGCCAGCCAACACCAACAUAUUCCGCUCCUACCCUGUCACUGGCUCCUCGGCCAUGCUACAGCUUUCCUCAGCUGACGGGUACACGCCCAGGAUUCUCACCUGCGGUGGCAGCAGCAGCAAGGCAGAUCUCACAAACCGGGACAACCGCACGGGGGUGUGCCUUGGGUGUGCUGCCCCUGCUGAUGCCCAGACUCAUUUGUUUUCCUCACCCCUCCCACUCCCUCUCGCCCGUCCAGCUGAGGGGUACACGCCCAGGAUUCUCAUCUGUGGUGGCAGCAGCAGCAAGGCAGACCUCACCAACAGGGACAAACGCACAGGGGCGUGCCUUGGGUGUGCGGCCCCCGCCACAGCCACGUGUGGGCUCAUUGCGCCCAUGGACGCCAACCCUACAUGGACCUACGAGGUUAUGCCUGUUGCUCGUGUCAUGCCAGAUGCCGUGCUCCUAUUGGACGGCACGGUGCUGAUCUGCAACGGAGGCAGGAGGGGAUUCCAGGGGCUGAAGCAGACAUACGCUGGAGGGGACGUGAGGACUCCCACCAUCUACACCCCCUCGAACCCUCCUGGCAAGCGUUUUUGGCAGGUUCCAGAGUCAAGCCGCUACGCUCGCAUGUACCACUCCUCUGCUCUGCUGCUCUGGGAUGGCUCGGUUCUAAUUUCCGGGUCUAAUCCCAACGACCGCCUCACCACCAGGGGAACUUACCCUACUCAAUUCGCCGUUGACCGGUUUGCCCCGCCGUAUCUGCAGUGGGGUGUGCCCAGGAACGUGCUGUGGAAGGUACCCGCUACCGUUGCUUUGAAUACCCUCUUUUCAGUCCGGCUUAACACGUCUGUAAACACUCCACCAUCGCUCCCUCGCCUUAUCAAUCGCUUCCCAGCCGCAGCCAUGGCGUCUCUAGGCGCAUGCGGGAUCCAAUUCGCGCGGCGCUUUGUGAUUUUCACGCUUGUUCUGGCGUCGCUCGCUUGUAUCGGUCAAGCCAGCGAGAAUCUGGUCAUUGUCAGGGUAGAUCGUAAGAUCGACCUUCAGACCCAUCUUGUCCGCAACUCCGCGACGCUCAAGGUGGAGAACGCUGGGUCAACGCCCGUCUCCUCUGUCACCCUCGCGCUGCUCGUCCCGCCGCCCUCCCGCCUCGCAUUCGCCACAGCCGUUCUCCUCCAGGGCAAGGCCAAGAGCCGCACCUUCCAGGAGCUUCCCCUCACGCCCACCACCCCGGAAUCCCCGGUCGAAAACGCGAUUUACUUUAAAGCCCCGCUGCCCGCGCCGCUAGAGCCCGGGAAAACCGCGCAGAUAGAGUGCUACUUUGUGCUGAUUAACGCUCUCACGCCGCACCCGGCGGAAAUCUCCCAGGCGGAUCCGCAGCUGGUGCUCUUCCAGGAUUCGCACUACUUCACCUCUCCGUACCCCGUCCGAUCGCAGACCACCGUUCUCCGCCUCCCCAGCCACCAGAUCGAGUCGUUCACGCCGCUGGAACCUUCCAAGAAGGCGGACUCGGAGAUUAAGUUGGGGCCGUAUGAGGGGGUGGAUGCCGGGGCGGUAUCGUCGCUGUUGGUUCAUUAUGAGAACAACAGGCCGUUCCCGCUGUUUGAGCGCGCGGAGAGGGAGUACGAGAUUUCGCACUGGGGGAAUGUGUAUGUGACGGAGGACUAUCACCUCGUGCACUCGGGGGCGAAGCACACGGGCAUGUUCUCGCGUCUGGACUACCAGCACCGUCCCAUGGCCAUUGGAGUGUCGUCCCUGCGUGGGCUCAUGGCAGUGCUGCCGGAGAGGGCGCACACGGUGUAUUACAGGGACGAGAUCGGGAACAUCUCCUCCUCGCACCUCCGAUACCCGCCCAGAAAGGCCGAGCUGGAGAUCGAGCCUCGGUACCCGCUCCUGGGCGGGUGGUCCGUGACGUUCCGAGUGGGGUACAGCGUGCCUCUGGGCGACCUGGUUUCCAUCAGCACGGACGGCACUCGCGGUCUCAACGCCACCCUCGGCAGCCCCUUUGCUGACGUGCCCGUCAAGCAUUUGACUGUGAAGGUGGUGCUUCCGGAGGGCUCCUACGGCAUCUCUGCAGACGUGCCCUUCCCCGUGGGCAAGAGCACUGAGACCAAGUACUCAUACCUUGAUACCGUGGGGCGCCCUGUGGUGGUGCUGGAUAAGAGGGACCUGGUUCCGGAGCAGGGGAUUAUGCACUUCCAGGUGAAGUACAAGUUCUCAACGGUCGCACUCCUCACAGAGCCUCUCCUCCUCAUCCUGUUCUUCUUCCUCCUCUUCCUCCUUUUCAUCGCCUACACGCACUCCGAUCUCACCAUCUCCAAAACCGCCCCCGCCUACCUCGCCAAGCUUCACCACGAGGAGUUUCUCGACCUCAUCCAACGGCUCUCGCGCCUCGUGGCCGAUCGUGCGGCUCAAAUCGAGUCUCUGGACGCUGGGUUGGUGAAGCUCGGAAGGAGUGGGGAUGUGGCGGGAGCGAAGGCGGGCAGGAGGGCUGUUGAGGGGGAGUUGAAGGAGAGUGGGAGGGAGAUUGCUUCAGUGGUGGGGAAGAUUGAGGCUCUUCCCAAGGUUCCUGCUGGUACCCUGCGCACUGUGCAAACCCUUGUUGCGAAGGAUAAGGAGCGUGCAGAGAGGGCCGUGGCGAAGCAUACGGUGGCAGUGGAGGCAUACGAGAAGAAGACUCCUGCCAAGGAGAUUGAUGCUAAGAUUGGUCCGAUGCAGCAGCGACUGGCGGCUCUGAAAGCAGAGAUCAAGGAACUGGCGUUUGUCGCUUUCUCCGGUGUAACCAUGGCGUCUGUCGAGCCGCCUUCCGCGGCGGGAAUUGCACGCGCCACCGAAAAUUCCGGAGCCGCAGAAUCAGCGUCGUCUAGCCAAUACACCGAGUUUAAAGCCCAAACUUGGUACGACGUGCAGCGGAAUGCGCCCGCUGGGGGUAGUGACCUCCGCGGCGCGGGCGCGGGCGGAGCGGAAAGCGGAGCAGUGGCGGAAGGUUUUUCCGCGGAGGCGGUGCUCCGCCAGGCGGAGCAGCAGGCGGCGGAGCGCAGGCGUGGCGCAAGGCUGCGCGCCGCUCCCCCUGUGUAUUUCUUUCCGCGGAGAUCAUGGGUUGUGACUAUAACGAGAUACGGCGCGGUUGUGGCGGCGGGUUUGGCGACGGGAAUGGCGCUAGAGACAUGGAUCCGACAAAAAGUGGCAGAGGAUGGUGGCUAUGUCAUGGGGAAGAAGGGAGCUGCAAAUCAAUAG